Paramecium sonneborni is the source of this 566-nucleotide messenger RNA. NCBI's taxonomy places the organism in Eukaryota, Ciliophora, Oligohymenophorea, Peniculida, Parameciidae. The record is from the annotation of a GenBank genome assembly.
AUUAUUAAUUAAUGUCUGGCAGUGAUUCAGAACUUUAAAUCAUACCUUUUGAAGUUGCAAAAUAAGCAGAAGCAUAAAGAAAAAAAUAAGUAGCUGAUUACAAAAUAUAAACUCACUUAAAAAAACAAUUAUAGAAAGAAUAAAUCAAAGAAAAAAUCAAAAAAGAUAAAGAAAUACAAUUAAAGGCUAAACAAAAAAAUUUAUUUGAAGAUGAACCUCCUGAAUAAAGUAGUAGUACACAAUCACAUUUUACUAAUAAUAAAAUUGAUGAAUCCUUUCAAAGAAAUUUAAAUGAAAAAUUGUCUGAAAAAGUUAUUAAAUCUAUUAAAAUGCCUUAAAUUUAAUAAGCAACUACUAUACCUAUGCAAAUCAAAUCAAAAAAAAGUAUUAUUUAUUUCAUUAUCAUAGUUAUUAAGAAAUUUAAUGAAAAAGUUACUAUUGAAACUUUAGGUAAAGAAGUCAAUCACAAACAAAAUUCUUAAUAAUCACUCAAUUUUUUAAAAUAGCAUUUAUUUGACAAAUAAUAAAGAGUUCCUAUCUAAAAAAUCAUUUCCAAAAAAAAAUGA